Mytilus californianus (California mussel) is the source of this 3002-nucleotide messenger RNA. RefSeq lists its product as uncharacterized. Bases 109 to 1803 code for a protein of 564 amino acids. Gene Ontology annotation, molecular function: ubiquitin-protein transferase activity; zinc ion binding. Gene Ontology annotation, cellular component: chromatin; nucleoplasm. The transcript is spliced from 2 exons. Lineage: Eukaryota; Metazoa; Mollusca; Bivalvia; Mytilida; Mytilidae. Gene Ontology annotation, biological process: positive regulation of DNA-templated transcription. The record is from RefSeq and is a predicted model, not a curated record.
CAUGUUCACGUGAUUAGAGAAAAUGACGUGUUACUUACUUCCUAGUACACAUUUGACGAAUUUGAUAACAGCUAGUAACAACUGUUAUGUUUAAUUGUAUUUAAGGCCAUGGCUACUUCUUUUGAUAAUUGUGGUAUUUGUAAUGUACGACAUAUAUCGAAGCCAUCUGUUGUCUGGUGCUCUGAUUGCAAUGAAGGACUGUGUCAAGACUGUAGGGAAUAUCACAGCUUAUCUAAAGCAUCACAAAAUCACAACGUUGUUCCUAUUGCUGAAUACCAAACAUUGCCAUCCUUUAUUACAAACAUAAAAUUGCACUGCGAUCAGCACGAUGAGAAGUAUUCAUUGUUUUGCAAAGAGCAUAACGAAUGUGUUUGUAGAAAAUGUGUCAUUUCAGAAAAGCACAGGGAGUGUAAGGAAAUGUUCCCCGUUGAAGAUGUGAUUCAGAAUUCUAAGACAUCUGUAGCAUUUACAGAAAUUGAGUAUUCGCUCAAAGAAAUGAAGGAGAACAUCACUCUUAUUUUAGGAGACAGACAAAAAAAUAUAUCUUCAUUGUCAGCUGCGAAAAAUAAAAUAGAAUCCGAGAUUUUGGCAAUUCGACAACAGAUAAAUCACCACCUUGACAAAAUACAAGACCAUUUUAUCGUUGAACUAAACUCAGCAGUGGAAAAUUCAACCCAACAAAUUCAGAAUGUCCUUGCGUGUCUGCAGGAAAACCAAAGAGAAAUUGAGGAAUGCAUAGAAGACAUGAUAAUCAUAAAGAAACACGCGACCGAUCUGCAAACGUUUUUAGGAAUCAAGGAAUUAGAAAACAAACUGAAUGACACAGAAAUCAAAUUGCUGUCAGGGCGUAAUGGUGAACGUUUGGCUCAAACCGUAGUUUCUUACCAGUUAAACAGCGUAUUACAAAAUAUCAAUGACGAAAUAAAUACGUUUGGAAAAACUGUCGUUGAUAUCCGAACAUGUGAACUUUCAUUACAAAGAAGGAAAGAUGGUCAGGCUCAGUUGAUGAAAGGAAAUAUCGGACCUAAAUGUUCUAUUGAGCAUAUAACACUGAAAUUAAAAACAAAAAUAAAUACAACAGCAUCAAAUGUGUCAGGCUGCUGUAUUUUACCUUGUGGUAAAUUUGUCGUGUCAAACUUUUAUCCUUCGUAUUUGAAAUUGUUUUCACCUGAUGGGGAAAUUGAAAAAAAAAUUACUAACAUCAUGCCCAAAAUUUAUGAUGUUGCAUGUAUCGACAAUGACGUUGUUGCUGUAAUAUCGGCUACUGCUAAAAAUAUUAAACUUGUCAAUUUGAAAUCAGAGAAAACAUUCAGAACUAUUCAAAUGAAUUAUCCUUGCUAUGGAAUCACUUACUCUGAAGGCAACUUUAUAGUUUGUCCCAAAAGUGGACAGUUACAGGAAAUCAGACUGGAGGAUAACAAGACAACUGAUAUUGGCAGUGAUAUGGUUUCAGAAUAUAUCGCUGCAUUAGGCAAUACACUUUAUUCUAAAAAUAAAGAAACAGGUGCCAUUGUCAUUCACCAUAAAGACGGGGAUUUACUGUGGACAUUUUCAGACGAUAAGGCUCUUUUGGAGCCAAGAUGUAUCACAGUGGAUGAUCAUGGAAAUGUUUUCGUCGUCGGAAAAGAAUCAAAUAAUAUUAUUGCAAUAGCCUCUGAUGGCGAAAAGCACAAAAUACUCCUGUCAGAAACAGACUUAUGUGGUGUUCCCUGGGCAAUUGACUACAAUAAUGAAUUAAAAUAUUUGCUUGUAGCAAACGAAACAGAUGGCCACGCAUAUUUGUACAUUGUUAACCACGGGUAAACAAUAUUCUCACCUGAUAAACUGUUUGUAACCUUAAAGAAAAUAUUUGACAUGAAUAACUUGUCAUAUUUUAUUCCUAUUAUAUGGAACUAACCAAUAUCUUUUAUUACUGUUUAGUGUAUGAUGAUGUCAUAUUUAUAGAAAUUUGUUCCAACCCUAUUCCAAAUAGAAAUUGUCUGUUCACACUUAUGUAUAUUGUCUUUGUAACAUUGGUCCUAAAACAAGAUAAUUGACAGCACGAUUCAAGGAUUCGAGAUUAGGGCUGGAUGGCAAACUUAAAAUAAUUUGAAAAGGUGUUGAAUGACAAAAGAUAAAUUUUCCGAAUGUAGGUGGUACGUCCCCCGAUUCAGCGCAAGAGGAAUUUCUGUUAAGCAGUGAUUGCUUGCGAUCGAACGCAAUUAUACUUGCACUCUCUAAAAUAAUACACUUUAAAAAUGUAAACUUAUUGGAGUGAUUCACCAAGAACUACAUGCAUUGACUAAUUAAUAUCACCAAUUUUUUUCAACUUAAAUGUUCUCACGCAACCCAUUCGGUAACCUUUAGAGUUAGUUAUUUCUAUUGGAUUUCACACUGUAAUAUUGUCAUGACAAUGCAAUAUAGCGGUUUGAUGACAAGUAGAAGUAUGCUUAAAUGAAACCAAUAUAAUAAAUGCUCAGCUAUCGGCUGUACUUUCUUCGUUGUUUGCAUCCGAGUCAAAACAGAAAGCGUCUUUAAAUUUCCUUUUCUGUUUAAAAAGUUGGGCCUCGAUGGCCGACUGGUCUACUGUAUCCCAAGUCUGUCAACACUAAAGUUGUGAGUUCGAACUCGCACGUAGCGUGUGCAUUCGUCGCUAAUCUUAAUUGACUGAGAUUGUCAGUUUUCCAUGCAAAGGUCGUUAUUCUCUCCGGGUAUUCCAGCUUUGUCAAUCAAUAAAAUCUUACCGCCACAAUAUAGCCAAUAGUGUUGAAAGUGGCGUUCAACACCAAAAAAAUAAAUCAAUCAAUCACAAAUUGGUACUUAUCUUUAAAUUGACCUUGAUCACAACCAUUUCAACCAAUCAUUAAGGUUAUUAUUGUGACUAGAACACAGGUUUACAUAGCAAACUAUUUUGAAUGUUACAUUUGCAUGAUAUUCAUAAUACAUAUUGUGAACAGUUGUUGUAAACAUAUAUCUUUUCAUAUUGUCCUGGUAAUUCUUUUUUAUAAUAAAAAAAAUCGGGA